AUGGAAGCGGCCGCCCACCGUUGGUCUGGACUGCCGGAUGAUCAGCUUGAAAUGCGGGCGGCUCCAUCUGCUGAACUCCCACCAGGGUUGAUGGCGCAUGAGGUUUCCGGGACCACCUUCUACCUCCCCCAGCGGUUCCAUCCACUGCGAGCUCUCGGAAAAGGUACCUAUGGCGCUGUAGCUGCAUUUCGGGAUGAAACUGGACAGGAGGUCGCCAUCAAGAAGAUCCCCAACUCGUGGCAAAACACCACGGAGGCCAAGCGGUGUUUGCGAGAGAUCAAGUUGCUGAAAAUGUUGGAUCAUGAGAACGUGAUCGAACUGUUUCAGGUUCUUGAGCCUCCCUGCACGGUCUUCAACGAGGUAUAUCUCGUGACGGAGCUCUGUGACGCAGACCUACAUACAGUCAUCAAUUCAGACACGCCUUUGAGCGAAGAUCACGUACAAUUCUUUGCCUAUCACAUCCUCAGAGCGCUUCUGUAUUUGCAUUCGGCGAAUGUUGUGCACAGAGACUUGAAGCCAAUGAAUGUGUUAGUCAUGAAGAAUUGCGAUAUCAAGCUAUGUGACUUUGGCCUCGCGCGAGGCCGCGCCGGCUUUGACCGUGAGGACGACGAAUGGCUUCGCACGGAGUAUGUGGGGACUCGUUGGUACCGCGCGCCUGAGGUGGUGCUCACUUCCUCCGAAUACACUGCGGCCAUCGAUAUGUGGAGUGCAGGCUGCAUCUUGGGAGAGCUCAUGGGCAGAAAAGUCAUGUUCAAGGGCAACGACUUCAUAGACCAGAUCCACACAAUUUGUUCGAUUCUGGGCACUCCAGAGGCCUCAGAGCUCUCAUUCAUUCCAGAAGAGAAUUCUGCAGCCAGAAAUUUUAUCCAAAAUCGUUUUGGCUACAUGCCUCCUCAGGAUUUGAGAAUGCUGUAUCCCGACGCAUCUGAAAGUCAAUGUGACUUGCUGGAACAGCUGGUCCGAUUUGAUCCCAACCAGCGGCCCAGUGCUUUUCAAGCCCUUCGGCAUCCUUACUUGGAUGAUCUUCAUGAUGAAGAUGAUGAGCCAGUUGCCGAAGGUCAUGUUGACUGGAGUUUCGAUGAAGAAACGGGACCUGAUGGAUUGCAGCGAAAGAUAUAUCGAGAAGCAGCAACUGAGGAAGUCCUGGCUCGUGACCGGGAGGAAUUGGAAGCCAAGGGCUGGCCGCUGAGAUUAGAGGCUGUGCGCUUGCAGCAAGAAAGUUGCCGGAGCAUCAAGGAAUGCGAAGGACUAGGAUGCAAAUCCACAAGCAGCUUGAUGCCUCUGGAAAUCUUGAAGUGGCUACGCGGCUACGUUAUCUCUCCCAAAGAAG
Messenger RNA from Cladocopium goreaui, 1330 nucleotides. The record is from the annotation of a GenBank genome assembly. Lineage: Eukaryota; Dinophyceae; Suessiales; Symbiodiniaceae.